UAUGUAUAAAAAAAGGAGCAAGUGUAGGCCAAAGUUACUCAAAACACGCUCUCAAAAUGCCGAUGAAAGGUCGCUUUCCGCUGAGGCGGACAUUAAGAUAUCUUAAGCAAGGCAGUGUCUACUUGAAGGACGAUGUAAAAAUCCUGAUUAUAAACUUUAACACAUUUGGAAUGCCGAGUAAAGGAACAAGAGACUUCGUAUUCUACAAUCUACCUCAGCUCCAGUUCAAGAAUCCUUCCAUUCAAAUGAAAACUUUCAAGAAUAUCACACCAUCGCCUUUCAUCAGAUGUUUUCUAGGUGAAGAUGGUGAAGUGUUGAUAGACACAGACAGUAAAAGCAACCUAGAAAUCAUUGAACACCUCAAUAAAGUACUUGGAAAAUCUGAGGAGGUGUUAGAAAGAGAACGCAAAGCCCAAGAGAGUCGAUCCAAUCCAGCCCACUUUGGAGAUGGCUAUCUGAGAAAGUGCAUAUGUGAGAUCCCUGGCCAAGUACCCUGCCCUGGACUGGUACCCCUUCCACAGGAACUCCGAGGCAAAUUCAGAGACAUAUGUGACCGCUCAUUAAAACCUCCUAGGGGCGUGUUACCAGACUCGUAGCAUGAUAGACUCUAAAUUAAAUCUUUAUAUCAUUUAAAUUUUUUUGUUUAAGUACAUGCCUACCUGCAGUAAUCAUUGUUUCAAUGUGUGAAAAGAUAAUAAUUUUCUAAUUGUCGUUGUUGUGUGAACGAACAACAACGUUGUGUGAACGGAGUGCUUCCGAACCGGUGGCUACAUCUAUGAUCUAAGGAUGUACUCUAAUCUCAACACAUGAGGACGAGAAAAAUAUAGUCGUAGCCGUAACUGUAUAUUCGGAUACGCCCAUGUCUUCAAAUAUCAGGCAUGCAACUCUUCUGCGUUUCCGCGGAAUUCCACGUUUUUGUGGUUUUUGUAAACGUGAAAAAA
This is a messenger RNA of Asterias rubens (European starfish), 941 nucleotides long. RefSeq names its product 28S ribosomal protein S25, mitochondrial-like. Gene Ontology annotation, cellular component: mitochondrion. The record is from RefSeq and is a predicted model, not a curated record. Lineage: Eukaryota; Metazoa; Echinodermata; Asteroidea; Forcipulatida; Asteriidae. Gene Ontology annotation, molecular function: structural constituent of ribosome. The coding region runs from base 57 to 596 and encodes 179 amino acids. The transcript is spliced from 4 exons.